AAAAGACCGUCUAUUUUGAGGUUGCACAUCGUUUAUAAGUGACAUACAAAAGUUCUCAGGAAGCGGUUUCUCCAUCAGCUAGCGCUGUAGGCAAAAUUUCAGGAGAGAGAAUAUAAAUUCAAGAUUGCAGAAGAAAAUGAUCAGUGACCUAACAAUGGCGGACUAAUCGAUUUCAAACUACUAAGAUCAGUAAACAUCAUAUUGUGGUCAAGACAAAAACUAUAGCUUGUGAUUUGAUCAAAAGGGGGGAAGAGGACUUACUUAGAUUUUGAGGAAGUGCUAAGAUCAACAGCAAAGAUGAAGUUUGGAAAAGAUCUGAAGAGACAAAUGGUGCCUGAGUGGGUAGAGGGAUACAUGGAUUACUAUGGCUUGAAAAGGAUACUGCAGGAAAUUCAUAUCUCUCAUGCACAAAAGCUGACAAAAACACCAAUAAGAACCUUACAGCAGUGGUUCACAAUGUACAGCCCCUUCAAAGGUGUAGAAAUGGAAGAGAGUAUCAGAACAAGGCUCGUUUUGCCAUGUGAAGAAAUAGGUAUAGAGAAUGAGGUGAAAUUCUUCAAGAAACUUGAUCAAGAGCUCGACAAGGUCAAUGCUUUCUAUCGCAAUAAGGUAGAUGAAGUCAUAAAAGAAGCAGCUGAGUUGAAGAAGCAACUCAAAGCUUGUAUUGCAUUGCGAAUUAAAGUACAAAAUUUAGGCAUCAAAGCAUCUGAAGCAGCAGUUGCUGUGGAGUCUUUAUGGUCCACAACUCAAGAAGCAUCUUCUGUAAACAACACUGGCAAUGACAGGGAAAAUACAGGUUCCACAAAUGAGGAAUCCGAUGUCUUAAGUGUCCUUAAUCGUGUGAAGAUCAAUACUACAUUUCAAGGUCCUUUAUCAAUGGGACGAGGCAAGGAGCAGUUAAAACAGGUUGAAAAAAAAUUGAUAGUCGCCUUUAGGGAAUUCUACCAGAAACUUCGGCUUCUAAAGAGCUACAGCUUUAUGAAUAUCUCAGCAUUUGCCAAGAUCAUGAAGAAGUAUGAGAAGACCACCUCCAAGUGGGCAGCUCGUUCAUACAUGAAAAUUGUUCACAAAUCUUACCUGGGAAGCUGUGAUGAGAUUACAAAACUCAUAGAAGAUGUAGAACACUUGUUCACCAAGCACCUCUUAAAUGCAAAUCAAAGGGUAGGCAUGAAGCCUUUGAGACCAAGGACAAGAAGAGAAAAACGCGGUGUAUCAUUUCUUUCAGGCCUCUUUUCUGGUUGUUCAAUUGCACUUCUCGUUGUCAUUAUUCUCAUGGUACGAGCAAGGAAAACACUGGGGAAAGAAAAGGGCUCCUUUUACAUGGCGAACGUGAUUGGACUUUAUAGCUUAUUUUUGUAUAUAGUCCUACAUAUGCUCGUGUAUGCUGCAGACAUAUACCUCUGGCAACUCUAUGGAAUCAAUUAUCCAUCAAUAUUACAUUUCGAGGAGGAAACAACACUGGGUUCUAAAGAAGUAGCCAAUAUCAGUUGUUUUCUUGCAUUUCCAUCUCUUGUUGGCUUCUUUCUAGAUACUGUUGGCUCGUCAACUGAACACAAUCACGACUUUUUCACAUUCGGCCCCUUAGUAGUGCUUUUGAUGAUUCUUGGUAUCACCUUCUGUCCUUUUAAUAUCUUAUAUCGAUCAAGUCGGCUAUUUCUGAAGAAAUGUUUAAAGCGCUGUGUAUUUGCUCCUUUUUUUGAGAGUACCUUUCCAGACUUUUUUCUUGCAGACCAGCUAACCAGCCAGGUUCAGGCAAUAAGGAGUCUUCCAUUCUACUUUUGCUAUUACGUUAACAGAGGUUUACCUGAGGGACAAAGCAAAUGCCACAGCAGUGCAAUAUACAAUAUUUUCUAUUUUGUAGUAGCACUUUUACCUUACUGGAGCCGUUUCCUUCAGUGUAUUCGUAAAUACGUUCAAGAGAAAAAUUCAACAGAUCUAUACAAUGCAUUGAAGUAUCUUACGGCAAUAGUUGCUGUUGUUAUAAGAACAUUUUAUGAACUCAAAAAAGGAAAAGCCUUGUUUUUUCUGGCUCUUUCUAGUUCAAUUUUUGCAAUGGCGUAUAACAUCUAUUGGGAUAUUGUGCGUGACUGGGGGCUCCUGCACUGGAAUUCCAUCAACUUCUUGGUCUUAAGGGAUGCACGUUUGGUUUCAUACAAGAGUGUGUACUACAUUGCUAUGGUUGUUAAUGUAGUCUUAAGAAUUGCUUGGCUGCAGCUUGUCUUAGUAUUCGAUGUCAAGGGCCUGCAUAGAACAACAAUUUCAACUGGCAUUUCCUGUCUGGAAAUAAUUCGUCGUGGCAUUUGGAACUUCUUUAGGUUGGAGAAUGAGCACAUUAAAACUGUGGUUUCAACACCACAUUUUAUAUCUAUUCCAAUGUCGCCCACCAGCUACCGUGAUCAAGGUGGUACUGCUAUUGACAAUAAUGAUAAUGAUAAUUCUGCUGGGAACGAUAAUAAUGAUGCUGGUGACGAUAGUGAUAAUGCUGCUAAUGACGACAAUAUAUAUGCUGCUAGUGACGAUAAUGAUAAUCCUGCUGAAGACGAUAAUGAUAAUGCUGCUGAUGCUGAUAAUGUUAAUGCUGCUGAUGACAAUAAUGAUAAUGCUGCUGAUGACGAAAAUGAUAAUGCUAAUGAUAACAAUAAUGAGAAUGCAAAUGAUGACGAUAAUGAUAAUGCUGAUGACCGUGAUUGAGAAAUAUCAAAAUCUCCCAAAGGUGAUACCAUAACAUUGAGCUAUACUCAAGAUUCAUGGAUGAAACAUGUAGCAUUCACAACAGCGCAACCUGUACGCUUCACGGGAAGAACACAACACCAUUGACAAUCAGCAAAUGCUGCAGGUGAAAUUUCAGGUAAUGAUCCUUAACAUAGUGAUACAAACAUGUUAUGGUCAUAGAACCAAAUACUUCCCUUCAUAGAUGCAGCUAUUGUGAUAGUGUGACUCAUGAGUGAUCAGUUUGUGACUUCGUGUGUAAAUACAAAAAUAGAUGCAGUUCCACUGUUUCUUCC
This is a messenger RNA of Amaranthus tricolor (Joseph's coat), 3005 nucleotides long. RefSeq names its product phosphate transporter PHO1 homolog 10-like. NCBI's taxonomy places the organism in Eukaryota, Viridiplantae, Streptophyta, Magnoliopsida, Caryophyllales, Amaranthaceae. The record is from RefSeq and is a predicted model, not a curated record. Gene Ontology annotation, cellular component: trans-Golgi network; plasma membrane; Golgi apparatus. The coding region runs from base 298 to 2691 and encodes 797 amino acids. Gene Ontology annotation, molecular function: inositol hexakisphosphate binding. Gene Ontology annotation, biological process: cellular response to phosphate starvation; phosphate ion transport. The transcript has 15 exons.